This is a messenger RNA of Kockovaella imperatae, 1181 nucleotides long. RefSeq lists its product as hypothetical. The transcript is spliced from 2 exons. Bases 121 to 1029 code for a protein of 302 amino acids. NCBI's taxonomy places the organism in Eukaryota, Fungi, Basidiomycota, Tremellomycetes, Tremellales, Cuniculitremaceae. The record is from RefSeq and is a predicted model, not a curated record.
AUAUUUCCAAUGCUUGCAGCCCAGCGGAACUGUUGAGCAGCAACCGUGUCGAUAGCGAGCAAUAGCGAGAGACAAUCAACUGGAGAAGAAAUCUACCAUCUCUGGAGGGGAUCACACAAGAUGGUGCUCCUCAAGGACAUGAUCGUGAGGCCGAACAACAAUGCCGAAGCAUUCCGAUUGGUCUAUCAAAUCCUAUCCCAAGGGUCUAAAACAUUUCAAGGUGUCGUGAGGGAAGGCAUAAACUUGCGACCGCCAAAAGGCAUGGUCAAGGAGGAGUCUUCCAAGACGGCAGGCAAGACCUUACAAUUACUAGAGACUGGAUCGAAAAAGGCUGCCGCGAGUGCAGCCGCUGUGAGAGCUCAGUUGGAAGCUAUCAGGGCGUCUCAGGAGGAUACAAAGGGCAUAACGAAGAAAGAACGGUUGGCGAUAUUGAAAGCUGGAGUGAGGAGGAUACCUGAGGAUCAUCCGUUUCGUUCUGGCGAUCAUCUGAAAAGAGUCGUCUUAGCGACCCUCGAAUCUCAAGGUUUGAUAGCCAAACGCUUCAUUCCUAUCACCCCUGCCACACCCAUGGUCCCUGGAGAGUCUCGAUUUCAAUGGUUCCUCACACAACCGCCCCCCAAAAGGUGGGAAUCGAAACUAUCUGACGAUCGCCGAUGGGAUAUCAAGCGCCAUUGGAAACGACUGUUGGAAGGAGAGGAUCCACUCAAGACGUUUACAUCAUGGAAAGGAACUAUGAAUCGUCGUCAGGAGUUCGCCUCGGAGAGAGCCAAAGACCUGGGCAGAGUCAAAAGGACAGAGGAGGAGAUCUGGGCUUGGGAUGGCAGAGAUCCAGAUCGGACAACACCCUUGCAACGACUGCAUCUCAAUAAACGGAAUCGGAAACGAAAGGCCAAAGAAGAGAGAGCACUGGUAUUUGAACGCACUGCCAAUGAUGCGGCCAAGAGUGCGGCCAGAAUCAAGGCAAAGGGAAUAGAAGCGAAGAGUCGUAGACCGUCGAAGCGAUCCACUAGGAUUCUCCCCAUCAGAUGAUCGAACGGGGAGUCCGCAAGAGACCCCCGUAUGAGUAUGCGGAUACCUGCACUGCAUAGCCGACCUCCCCAUCAUGUAAUACAUAUUGCAUAGCAUUCAAACCAUCUCAUCGUAGUGUCUCCAUUCGCCGCCCCUCAUGCAGUCAGUCCACC